AUGGAGACAAGGAACUUGCGCCGAAGAAGACAAGAAUAUGGACUACUGGAAGCUAACCAAGACGUUGAACCAUCAAAGCAUAAGCCACCGCCUUCAAUGCCGAUUCUUCCAACGAUCAUUUUUCUCAUGUCAAUGUUCAUUUUUAUAAUCGUGGUACUGGGCUAUGCAACAACAGAAAAAACAGCUAUCAACGAUUUGAUCUCGAGGAGACUAAUGGAGAACAUCGAUGUCGAUAAUAUAAAGAACUACUUGAGAGAGUUAACGAAAGAACCGCAUGUGGCCGGAACUGAUGAAAAUCGGCGAGUCGCAGAAGCUAUCGCCCGAAUCUGGACAGAGAAUGGACUUGAAGGUGUUCACUUCAACAGCUACAAUGUGUUGUUGAACUAUCCCGUUUGGGAAAAACCAAAUACGCUGAAAAUUCACAAAGGAUUUGAAACUUUUUAUCAAACAAAUGGGACCGAGCCGAUGAUUUUACCGGAUGAGCAAGGAGAUCCGUUUGCCGGUAUUCAAUGGUUAGCUUGGUCUCCUCCAGGGCAAGUCACUGGUGACAUUGUUUUCUGCAAUGAGGCUCGUGAUUCCGAUUUUCAAACGCUAAAGGAAUUGGAAAUCAAUGUUACCGGUAAAAUAGCAUUGAUCCGCUAUGGAACUGGUUUUCGAGGAGAUAAAGUGAAGAGAGCGCAGCAUGAGGGAGCAACAGCCGUCUUACUGUACUCGGAUCCGGCUGAAGUGGCUGCAGAGGGAAUUGAUGAAGACAAAGUCUACCCUCACACAGCAUGGAUGCCGCAUGAAGGAGUGCAACGAGGAUCGAUCAUUCAUGGAAUGUUUGGAGAUCCGUUGACACCAGUUUUACCGAGCAAGCCGGGAAUCUAUAGGAGUCGUGACAUUGAACAGGCUAAACGUAACGGGAUUUUGCCCUCAAUCCCAGCACUCCCAAUCAGCUACACUACAGCUUUUGAGAUCAUGAAACGAAUGAAUGGACCAUUAGCACCUAAGGAUUGGCAGGGUGGAUUGAAAUUGGAUUACCGAUUGGGUCACGGUUUGCACAAUGACGCAAAAGUUACGCUUGAGGUUCACUCUAUUUAUGAAACAAAAACGAUCAACAAUGUGCUUGGCUACAUCAAAGGAGCAGAAGAGCCGGAUCGCUUUGUGAUAUUGGGGAAUCAUUACGAUGCUUGGGUCUACGGCUCGUUGGAUCCAAAUAGUGGCACGGCAAUCCUCACAGAAAUCGCGAACUCUUUCACGAAAACGAUGAAAGAGACUAGCUGGAGGCCAGCCAGAACGAUUUUCUUCGCUGCUUGGGACGCCGAGGAGUACAGUUUGAUCGGAUCAACGGAAUUUGUUGAGGAAUAUUUGCAAAUGCUACAACAACGAGCCGUCACCUACAUCAACAUGGACUGUAUUCAUGAUAAUAAAACUUUAACUUUGGCCACAACUCCUUCUCUUCAUGAUGUUGUGAUACAAGCAGCUAAACGGAUACCUAAUCCGAGCAAAGAAGAACAACAGCAGGGUCGACCAACUCUUUAUGAUACUUGGUAUCAUUAUUAUCCGGAUGAAAAGUAUAAACACCGACCGUGGAUGAAAAUCCCAUCCGGCAACUCGGACCAAGCUCCGUUCCAAAACUUUGCUGGCAUCCCUGUGAUUGAUUUUGCUUUCAAGAACAAUAGCCCAAUCGACUAUCCUCUUUACCAUUCCAUGUACGAGACACCGUUUCUCAAUGAGCAUUUGGUCGAUUGGGACAACUUUGCGAUUCACCUUGCUACCGGGAGACUGUGGAUUGAAUUGGCACGGAGCUUCAGCGAGUCUGAAAUCCUCCCCAUUAAUCAUCUGGCACUAGCUGAGGCAAUCAUUGAUGACUACAUUCCCCCAGUUCAACAAGCUGUCAACUCAAUAAAACCCUUUGAUCAAUCAGCGGAAGCAGCCAUUGUACAACUUAACGAUCAAGUUCAUCACGUUCAACAAAUGUCUUUGACCUUCAAAGAAACCAUUUUGGAAUUUACGGCCAAAUUUUCGAAGGCAAAGAAUAGAUUUGAGAGGCGAUCGAUCAACGACCGAAUUAUGGCAGUUGAUCGGUGUUUCAUCAAUCCGGUGGGCAUGCUCGGUGCACCACAGAGUCGCCACGUUUUGUUCUCGGUGAGUGACAAAGAUAGCUACAGUAGUCGAGUGAUGGCUGCAGUAUUCGAUACGGACGCAAAAAUAUCGGCUCGACAAAUCUCAAUUGUUCACUAUUCGAUUCUUUGUGCUACAAAUGCUGUGAAAGAGUUUUUC
Mesorhabditis belari is the source of this 2265-nucleotide messenger RNA. The record is from the annotation of a GenBank genome assembly. NCBI's taxonomy places the organism in Eukaryota, Metazoa, Nematoda, Chromadorea, Rhabditida, Rhabditidae.